AUGUUCACGCUGGCCUUGGUAGCGGAUGACGUCCCCAUCAAGCCGGAGGAUUUCCGCGAUGAUUACCGAGAUAGACUCAAGAAGCAGAUACAACUGCGCUUCGUGGACCGAGUGCUGCCCAACGUAGGGCUAUGCAUCGAGUUCUACAACUUCGUGAGCAUCAAGGAUGCCAUAAUCUAUCCUGGCGAUGGUCAGCAGUCCUGCGGCGAAGCCUACAUCAAGGUUGAGUUUAAUUUGAUUGUCUUCCAGCCCCUGAUCGACGAAUGGCUGGUCGGCUGGAUAGAUUCCUCCACAACGCGAGGGAUCACUGUGUCGCUGGGCUUCUUCCAGGAUGUGGAGAUUCCGGCUGCAAACCUCCGCACGCCCUAUACCUUUGACCAGGCCCAGGAAACGUGGGUGUGGAUCUACUAUGAUGAGGAGACGGAGGAGCGCUCCAACUUCUUUUACGAGAAGGGCGAACUGGUUCGCUUUCGCGUCACGGCCAUCAACUUCCCCGAUGCGUCGUGGCCGAAGGAGCGGCGGCUACGCAAGCCGAUGUCCAUUGUCGGCGCUGUCGAUCGAGACGGAUUGGGGCUGCUAAGCUGGUGGCCCCAAUGA
Symbiodinium sp. CCMP2592 is the source of this 597-nucleotide messenger RNA. The record is from the annotation of a GenBank genome assembly. Lineage: Eukaryota; Dinophyceae; Suessiales; Symbiodiniaceae.